ACGGUGUCGUUUAAACAGCCGUGCAUUUAACUCUAUAAAUUAGAAAAUCUAAAUCCCUCUCUUCAUUCUUCUACUACCUCUGCUUGGAAACGCAUCGAAAAGUUAGGGUUUUCGCUCCUUACGAUUAUCGAGAUCGUCCUUUUGAAUUGAAGUAUGGGAAAGAGGAAAUCAAGAGCAAAGCCUGCUCCUAAGAAGCGGAUGGAUAAGCUUGACACUGUGUUCAGCUGCCCCUUUUGUAACCAUGGAACCAGUGUUGAGUGCCGCCUUGAUAUGAAGAACUUGAUUGGCGAAGCCUCUUGCAGAAUAUGCCAGGAAAGCUUUAGCACUGUUAUAACAGCUUUGACUGAACCAAUAGACAUAUACAGUGAAUGGAUUGAUGAAUGUGAACGUGUUAACAACCUUGAAGAAGAGGACGAUGGGGAUCAGGAUGAAGGUUAUGUGCCUAGAAAACGGGUUUCGACAUCUGAAUGGGACUAGCAGUAGCGAUGGAUGUUUUAGUACUUACCAAGGCUGUAAUUAUGUUAGUUUUCUGUGGGGAGUAGUUGGUGUGCAAGUAUGCAUAUCUUACAGCAUCUUAUGGUAUGAAUAGCCUAAAUGAUCCAUUGUAUGCUAAGCAAGAACUUCGUCAAAUGGCUAUCAGAUACUCGUUUUGUGUUGUUAUGUUGAUUUAAUGCAAUUACGUGAUCCUAAUAUGAA
Gossypium arboreum is the source of this 696-nucleotide messenger RNA. Its product is annotated as transcription elongation factor 1 homolog. The record is from RefSeq and is a predicted model, not a curated record. The transcript has 5 exons. Gene Ontology annotation, molecular function: RNA polymerase II complex binding. Gene Ontology annotation, cellular component: transcription elongation factor complex. Bases 154 to 477 code for a protein of 107 amino acids. Lineage: Eukaryota; Viridiplantae; Streptophyta; Magnoliopsida; Malvales; Malvaceae. Gene Ontology annotation, biological process: transcription elongation by RNA polymerase II.